This is a messenger RNA of Pungitius pungitius (ninespine stickleback), 2425 nucleotides long. Its product is annotated as cerebellar degeneration-related protein 2-like. The record is from RefSeq and is a predicted model, not a curated record. Lineage: Eukaryota; Metazoa; Chordata; Actinopteri; Perciformes; Gasterosteidae. The transcript is spliced from 6 exons. The coding region runs from base 181 to 1545 and encodes 454 amino acids.
CUGAAAUUCCGCACCGGGAACCCGUUGAAGGCGCAGUGGCGCAUCGCCCCGCACGGAGAUGAACGCACGCAUUGAGCCGCAGGAAGGACGCGGGAUGCACCGCUUACUGCACUCUGUGAUUGACAUGUUUAAUCAGAGGAUUCAUUCUCAAACUGUGGGAGUCUUUUCUUAAUCGCCGAGAUGUUGACAGACAUGGUUGUGGAGCAAGAAUUUGAGAUCAAAGAGGAGGAACCGUGGUACGACAAGCAGGACCUUGAACAUGACCUCCAGCUGGCUGCCGAGCUCGGGAAGUCUCUCCUGGAGCGAAACCGGGAGCUGGAGCAAGGUCUGCAGCAGAUGUACUCCUCCAACCAGGAGCAGCUGCAGGAGAUCGAGUACCUGACGAAGCAGGUGGACCUCCUGCGGCAGGUGAACGACCAGCACGCCAAAGUGUACGAGCAGCUGGACGUGUCGGCCCGGGAGCUGGAGCGCAGCAACCUCCAGCUGGUUCUGGACAGCCGGGCGGCGCAGCAGAAGAUCCAGGGGCUGACGGAGACGGUGGAGCAGCUGCAGACGCAGGUGGAGGAGCACCAGCACCAGGUGGAGGCGCUGAAGCUGGACCCGGCUCGGCCUCCGAGGCGUCCACGCAGGGAGAGGUGGCCUCCUCGGAGCGCUCGCAGUGUGUCCAGCCUGACGGAGCUGCAGAGCCCACUCGGGGACGACUGCGACGAGCCGGACGGCCUCGGGUCCCCCGGCGCGUCGUGGCACGAGGAGGAGCAGGCGUCUCUGCGUCAGUCCCUCCGCCGCCUGCAGACUCAGUUCGCCGGCGAGCGCGCUCAGAGGGAGCGCUCGGAGCGCGAGGCCGAGCUUCUGGCCCGGGACAACGCGGCGCUGGAGCAGCAGCUGGCCGGGCUGGAGCGCUGUCGGGUCCGAGCCGCUGAGCUGGAGCGUGAGGCCGAGGAGCUCCGCCAGCUCUGGAAAUCUGACGCCUCCACCAGGUCCGCCGGGCCGGACGCCGUCCGCGGCCUGCUGCCCAACGCCAUGCUCCUCCACUCGGACGAGGAGAGCGAAGGGGACGCGGCGGCGGCGGCGACCGGCGGCGGCCCCUGGCUCCUGGAGCGCUGGGACAGUGAGCGGCCGAUGAGGCCUCCAGGAUCUCUCGACGGGGGCCACAACCACGAGUGCUCCUGCGUGCGCCGUGCCGGGGGGGUGAAGUACCGCGGGAUCUCGCUGCUCAACGAGGUGGACGCCCAGUACAGCGCCCUGCAGGUGAAGUACGAGGAGCUGCUGCGGCGCUGCCACCUCGGCCAGCCGCAGCGGGAGGAGGAGGAGGAGGAGGAGGAGGAUGAUGAUGAGGAGGAGGAGGAGGAGGAGGAGGAGGAGGAGGAUGGCGAGUCGGUUCAGACUGCGUCUGGUCCCGCUGUGACGAUCAAGGAGGACUUUCACCAGCCGGAGUACAAGGAACUUUUCAGGGAGAUCUUCUCCCGCCUUCAGAAAACCAAAGAGGACCUGAUUGAAAACCGAGCAGGAGCCUCAGGUGGGGAGGGGCUGCCUGUUGUGCAUUAGUAGCUUAACCCCCCCCCCCCCCUCACACAUACACACACCCCCGCCCUCCCCCACAAAAACAGCGUCCUUCCAGCCACAGUCAUUAAUCGCUGUGUGCGAUGCAGGAACAUGAAGCACCCCCCCCCCCCCCCCCCACAUCGCUGGUCUUCCUCUGGCACGGCGCUGGGGACCUGCGUUUCAUGUCAUUUGGUGCUAAUCGUGUAGAAAAGUCCUCCAGAAAUCGAGCCGCGUUCAAUAAUCUUUUAAAAACCAUUUUCAUCCAACGUCCUUCUAGAAGAGAUAAAGUAAAAAUGAUCCUUGACUAAAACGAUGAGGAGAUUAAGGACCCAUUGAAUAAAAUGCAAUGAUUGAUCCAAUGGGAACUUUAUUAUUCUCUGCAGCUAAAAAAAUACAAAACUAAGUACCUUCUUGGAUAGUUUUGCCUUUGGGGAGUUUAUAUUAUUAGAUGCUGGUGGUUGAAGUUCUUGUGUAAAGGGAUUUGUUUUGUAGUUUAUUUCCCAGGAAUUGAUUAUUGAUUAUUGUACGAUGGUUAUUCGGCUGCGUGUGUGAUAUUAAAGGGAAGUUCUGAGGUCCAGAAGAAGUAACUCAAUGUACUUGGUAACGGCCUCCUGAUUGCAUUUUAUGUUUAUAUUAAUAUAUAUAUAUAUUAUAAUAUAUAUAAUGGGACGGUGUUUGAUUAGAAGACGUUCGUUUGUGCUUGUUAAGCUUAAAACAGUUUGUAGAUGUCUGUAAAAAUCCCAUUGAGAUGCACUUUAGAGAAUUGCACGUUAUUAUGCUCUUCUGACACUUGACACGUGAUAAAUGUAGUAAAUGUUGUGUUUUAAUCGCUGUCAUCAUCGUGCUUUAUGUUUGAGCCAUAAAACGGGAAAGUUGUGUCUUU